GAUCAACACGAUCAACACGAUCAACACGAUCAACACGAUCAAGACUAUGGCAUUCGCACAUCAGUACUUUGAGCGAGUUGAGGACUAUGUCGCGUGGAUGUCAGAUCCCGAUCGAGUCGUGCAUGUCGAGUGGCGAAAGGUGCGGCAUGAGAAGAGCAGAGGAUUGACGUCGCAUUCCUGGUUGGAAAUUCGGCUCUUGGAUGAUAGACGGGUGAGACUGGAAAUUUAUGCCGACCGUGGCUACACAGAGCUCAACUUUGAUCCCCGCCAGCCAUCUUCUGAGAGCAUGCGGUUCUUUGACCCAGAGAGCACAAUCUACGACGGUCGCGUUGCAGGGCUGCAGGAGUUGGCCCGGCCGUUGACAGCCGACAUCCUGAGGAAAGAGGCCAAACAACUUGCGAAGCGGCCAUACUCCCUGAGCGAAUUUAACUGUCAUCAUUUUGUCCUGGAAUUGUGGAACAGCAUUGUCGUGUCUGCCUUGCAAUCAUCACAUUACCCGGACCGUGCCAAGAUUGGGAUCCUCUGGGGUGUCGAGGAAGUCAUCGGUCACUGGUUCCAGGGCGGCGGCUCGUUGGCCUCGGUGGGAGCGCCCAGACAGUCAGCCACUGGAGCCAUGGCAGCCAUGGGAACUGAUAGAUCUGAUAGAUCCGAUAGAUCUGAUAGGCUUCCUGGGCGGCUCCCUGAGUGCUUGGAGAACGUUUUUGUGUUGGAGACCACUGGACCUAUGAGGCUGGCAGAGUUACCACCAGCUUCAUCGCCAGAUGUUCAUCGAUCGCGCUGGGCUUCGAUGUGGCCAGGCCUGGAGGAACAUGCCCUGCGCUUGGUGGAGAUCAUCUACAAAUUUGAUAUUGAGGAAGUGGCAAAAUCUUUGGAUAUCCAACUUCCAAGCAGCUCUUUGGCUCGGUUUUCUUCCCUGUCGUCGGUGUCAGGCUGGGAGCACUGCUUUGUCAUUUUGCUUGGCAAGGAACUGCGCGUGGCAGUGCGCACAGUUGGUCCGAAGCGGCUUCUUUUACUGAGUGGCGAUGCACUGAAACACGAGGAAUGUGACUGGGACUGGCUGCUUGACAGCCACAACUUGUCAGCAGCUGGAAGGGCCUUUCAGCAAAAAGAGGAUCUUCAAUGUGCCUUGAGGCGCAGCAGUUUUCAGAGUCUACUUGGUGACCGAUGCUCAGACGAGGUCUUCCAAGAUCUUUGAGGUGAAGACUUGCUUUCCAUGCCCUUGUUUGUGUAGAUGCACAACAUCCUCCUGUGAGGAGAUGCUCAAGCUGGGAAUGCUGUCUGAGAUCUGGAUGUCAGAAGCAAGUCUUCUUGUCGACAAAGAGGUUCAACAUGGUUUAACAGUAGAUGGCAAACUCUUCGCACACCUCGUGUUUGAUCCAUUUUUUUAUGGGAGCCGUGUUGUGUAGACUAGUUCUGUCUAAUCGUCUGAGAUUUGCCAUUGCGGUAUGACAAAGACCAGCUGCAAUUUUUUCCGCCCGUUCCUGACUUAGCCCAACUUUGCAGAAAUUG
This is a messenger RNA of Cladocopium goreaui, 1509 nucleotides long. Lineage: Eukaryota; Dinophyceae; Suessiales; Symbiodiniaceae. The record is from the annotation of a GenBank genome assembly.